AUGUCCAUCACAGCUGGAAUGCAAGCGCCAGUAAAUGGUCUCCCUCGACGACCGACCGAGGUCAACGAGGCCCUAGAGUACGAGAAGAUUCUCAGCAUCUACCAUCAGGUAAUAGCAGGAAACCACCCAAGAUUGAAACCAUCUGGACCUGUGAAUGCGCAGCCUCGAGCAAGUCUAGCUCAAUGUUCCUCCCAGGCUCCUUCCACAGCGCCGGCUCCCCUAGUGUCGGCAUCAGCACUGCCGACUCCAUUAGCAGGACUGCGAUCUAGCAACAUUGUAAAAGAACUGCCGCCAAAGCCAGCAAGCUUGAGUGGACCGUCUCUUUCCUCUCAACCAAUCCUUUCCAAACCCCCAGCAUCAGAGUUAGAUCCAAUAUUUUUGACGAAAUCAGAUGACCUAGUUAAGGCAGAGAUACAGCUACAACGUCAGCGAGUGGAACGCACCUUGCGCGAGCAAGUGGAACAGAAAAGGGUCGAUGCAAGACACAAGCCAUCCUUUGCAGAAGCUAAACCCGACUUUGAUGUGGCUGAUGUACUAACCAAAGCAUUGACGCGUGUCAAACCUGUUGUAUUCGAUUCACCUCAUGGUGUCAACGAAAAUGACUCGGCCAGCGACUCUUUUGAUGAAAAUUCCUUCUAUUCUAGCAAGGCACCCGAUUCCAACCCUUGUGACGGGAAUGAUUCCCAGAAAUCUUCUGUCUCCAAGCAUCAGGUGCAGCCCGCCGAAAGUGACGAGCUUGAUGCUGACGGGCUUGUAGAUCGUCGUUCUGAUGAAAUGCAACAGGUCGACCUCACAGAUUCGCCGUACCGGGUCAUUCCCCGGCCUGAUUUUCCGGCCGCUCCCAAUCUCCUUUAUCGCCACGACUUGGGGCGCGAGAGAGAUGAAGUUCCUCCCUUACCCCGAAGAGCACUAGAUGAAGAUGAAGAUGAGCCUGAGUACUCUCCACCGGAGCCGACGCAGGCCGCACAUUUAAAAGACGGCAGAACCGCCAAUUCAGGAGAACCAUACCCAGAGCGCGCCCGACGCGUCAGUGGGAGGCACAGGAACCAAUACCAGAACGCUAGAAGAUACGGAUCACCUAUGGACACGGAUGUCAGGAUUGUAAGAAGCCAUAUCACUUCCCCAAUUGCCCCUCAACCAUCACGUGUGUCUCCACUUGCGGUUGCUAAAGGUCCUCCGAUAUCGCAGAACCGGCGCCAUCGUCAAGAGUUCGGUCAACAACGACAUGUUGGGGAGGUCGAUUCUGAGCGAAUAAGUCCUGACAUGACAAUCUCUACGGUCCAGCCGAGAAAGAAAAGAAAGGUGCAGGAUGGCAGAAGAGGAGGUCGAAGGCGCGCCAUUGGUUCACCAGAUGCUAUCAUCAAAGACGAACCCGUCUCUCCUCCUCCAUUUCACGAUGUGCCGCCACUGGGUGCGGCGAGAAAUCGUCCAUCAGGUGGAAGACCGAUCUACAUAGAUGCCGAACCACCGCCAGAUAUUCGUUAUGUCCCCGAACGACAACAUGAGCCACCUACUCCGCAGGUAGUCUAUGAUAUUGAAAGUCAAGCGCCUCAUAGUGCACCUCGUGUCCUCUCAAGGGCUGGACUGAAAGACGUUCCUGGAGUCAACCAGGAUCUCAGGCGAGUAGUGAGUGUCCACAAUAUAUCACAGCGAGAAUAUGCAGACUCUUCUUACCAGACUUCUACGCGGCUCCCACAAAUUCCAUCCUAUGCCGGUGGCGAAGGUGCUGGCCGGCCCCACGAAGGUCGACCAGUCGAAGCACAGCCGCGCUUAUACGAGAGGCCGCAAAUCGUAGAAGAGGCACCGCUGCUGUCACCCAUUUAUCGUAAUGCAGAACCAACCCAGCGACUUGCAUUACAACCGAUGGGCCCACCACCUCAACGGCGUAUUGUUGUUGACGAGUAUGGGCAGCGUUUCUAUGAGACUGUUCAGCCGACGCAAGCUUCGGUCGUGCCGCCCUCUGCCAGACGGGUAGAUGUAGAGAGCUAUAACGAGAUGGCUGCCACUCGAAAUAGUAUGACCCGCGCUGCAUCAGUUUUGGCAGAACCCUACCGCGAAACGAGAUAUGUUCAGCAGGAAAUGCCGCCGCCACAGAUGGUCUACCGGCGCGUUAACGAAGCACCACGACCAGCCACAUCGGAUCUCCGGUACGUCACAGGGCUUCCGCGCCAAUCUGAUAUUCGCUACAUAACACGCGAGCCCAUCGAAGCCACGCCUAUUCCGCGAAGUGGAAGCGUGCAGAUGUAUGAUUAUCCCGUGCGGCAGUCGGCCUAUCUCGACGAUAGUGUGGCACCAAGAGAGCCGCUUGUGCGCGUGUCAAGCGUUCGACCUGCAGCUCGCGCAUACGAGGAACCACGGGAAAUGUUCGAGCGGGUCCAAAGUGUAAGGCCGGAAACUCGCGAGAUGGACGUCUUCCCCGAAGAGCGCGCUCCACCCAGAAGAGAAGUGAUGCAGUUGGAAGGACCUCGCUAUGAGGUUAGACGGACUGCUGAAGGAGAACGGUACUAUCGGAUAGACGAUGCUGGAAGGAUGAUGUUGGAUGGAGCGGUCGAGGCAAGGCCAACGUACGCUCCAAGGUAUUGA
This is a messenger RNA of Endocarpon pusillum Z07020, 2583 nucleotides long. RefSeq lists its product as uncharacterized. The coding region runs from base 1 to 2583 and encodes 860 amino acids. The transcript has a single exon. NCBI's taxonomy places the organism in Eukaryota, Fungi, Ascomycota, Eurotiomycetes, Verrucariales, Verrucariaceae. The record is from RefSeq and is a predicted model, not a curated record.